CUUGGAUUCGUCUAUUCAAUAAACAUUUUUAAACGAGUGGAUUAUAGGUUGUGCGUGUGAAACAUGACCCUCAAUGACCGGCUAGUUGAGAUUCAAAGUGAUUACUGUUUCCGGCAAAACGAUUGCUUCAAUAGUUACGAUGAAUUUUCGGCCAAACUGGAAUUGCACAGCUCCAAAGAUUUGGUAUACUACUGGCGGCGCGAUUCGCGAACUAUCGAAGGAGCGGCCCUCAAGACGUCCCGCCCCAUAGCGACCGCCCUACGAUACUACUCUGUGCGGUAUUCCUGCAUAUUUGGAGGUCAAAAAUUUGAGCCGAAGUCCAGAGGAAUGAAAAAACUCAAACAAUCUAUUCGAAAUGAUUGCCCCGCCUACAUCGCGUUACGCGCCUCCAAAUGUGGCCAACAAUUAGUAGUAAUUUCUGUUUCUAAUAUUCACAAUCAUGAAAUCAGUUUAGAAGUGACAAAAAAUCUAGCUCACACGAAAAAACUGUCCUCCGAUAUGAAACAGGAAGUGAGCAUGCUUCUCACUCACAGCGUGGACAAGAAAUUAAUCCGCGAGUACGUGCGGCUAAAAGAAGGUAAAGAGUUGAACUCCAAGGAUCUUUGCAAUCUAGUAGCAUCGCUGAGAAAAAAUGUACACUUCAGAGACUCCAGCCCGGAUUCAAAUAAAUCCAUAGAACUCACCGCGAAUCUGAUCAACUACAUUAACAUAAAUCGAGGAUCAAGCCCAAUGCAGGAACUCUCAGUCUUGGACCUUGUGGAACCUGAAAGCACCAGGGAAAGCGUAACAUCCGAAAUGGUAGAAGAACGUCUGAUUGAUGAUUUCGACAAUGAUGAAACACAGAGCGAUGAUCGUUCCGGUGAUAACCAUGAGGAGUGUGUCAUAGAGAUUUUGGAUGCUUCUCAAUUUGAAAAAGAUGAUUCGCCGUUACAAACGCUACAAUCCAGCCCAAGGAAGAGACGCUCCAAGUACCGGUGGAGAUCUGCGUCGUGUGUUGCCUACUGUCCGAACUAUAGGCUCGUCAGAGCGCAGCUUGAAGUGCUACGGGCUCGAAGGGACAAGCUCCGCGAGGAAACCGAAUUGCUGCGACUGAAGAAACGGAAACUUCAACUGGAGAUCGAAAGGAUGAAUAAAACAAGAGACGUUUAAUAGA
Molecule: messenger RNA, 1153 nt
Organism: Armigeres subalbatus
Lineage: Eukaryota; Metazoa; Arthropoda; Insecta; Diptera; Culicidae
Exons: 2
Coding region: 64-1149 (361 amino acids)
Source: RefSeq, a predicted model, not a curated record